This is a messenger RNA of Alternaria alternata, 601 nucleotides long. RefSeq lists its product as hypothetical. The coding region runs from base 74 to 541 and encodes 155 amino acids. The transcript has a single exon. NCBI's taxonomy places the organism in Eukaryota, Fungi, Ascomycota, Dothideomycetes, Pleosporales, Pleosporaceae. The record is from RefSeq and is a predicted model, not a curated record.
UGAAUAUAUUCCCCCGCCUACAAAGCCUCCUGACUCCUUGUCUAUCAUCCACAGUAUACAACUCGCACAAAAGAUGCCAUACCUGAUCCAGCCACCAGCGCACUCCAUCGACACGUGCAAUCAGCCCCUUACCUAUACGCUUGCUGAUCCCACCCCUUCCGAGCUCUCUAAAAUCAAGGACCUUCAGAACUGGGGCUGGCAAGUCUCUUUGCACUCUCGAGAUGAUGAAAAGUAUCUUGCCGCUACAGAGAGAAUGGAGAAAGCGAUAAAGAAGAGACGGCGCAGGACCCAGAUGGUAUACGGCGAUAUGAUGGGCGAUGGGCCAAGGCCGACUUUUGAGGAAGUUUGGGAGCAGGAAUCGAUUAAAAGGUCAACGCGGGGACUAUAUGAGACGGAGGCAAAUGAGAUGGAUAUUAGUGAUCAAGCGAGCAUAAUGUCUCACAUGACACGACAGAAAGUUUGGUUGCAUUGGGCUGAUGAAGAAGCUGAGUGGGAAGCAGAGAAAUUCAACGUAAGAAAACCCCAAGAAGAGAGCUUUUGAGAGAGUGGCAUAGAUAUACGACUGAUAGGCCCAGACAGGACAUUCAAGUCGUCAGUGAGC